GGCCCCCAACUUACACAGGAACAGAUGGCCACGCUAUAUCAGCAAGUCAAGUCAUCAAACUGGCAGCGCUCACAGUACAGCCAAUGACAAAGAGUUCAUGGCCCCCAUCUUACCGCACCGAAAUGUUUCAAUGCUCACAUUCUGGUGGAGGGCUUUCGUUUGGAUCCGUACUGGUCGCUUCCGAUGAUGCUGCACUCUUUGGUGAUGAAAUCGAUGCAUGUCGCCACGCUGCCAAAGCGCCUUCAGAGCCAGCGGAGGAAUUCGAGGUGUGGUCGGAAGUGGAAUUGCGCAAAAUGGCUGGUGGUCUAGAUUUGGAUGAGAUGAUGGUGACAAAUGACAGGUUCAAUGCCUGCUAUGUCGACGUUGGAUUGGAAGUGUCUACAACAGACAAUUCAGUCUUCUGGCAUAUGGAUGCCCAUCACCUAAUCCUACAAGAGAUGUUCCCCACCUGGAAUGAGGCCAUUUUGCAUGCACAUACUAGACCCUUGCACAAGAAUUACAAGCGUGACCUUGUAGCCCAGCUCACUGAGAUUUCUGGCUUCCGAUAUGAGGUGCCUGUCAGGCAAAACCAAAAUGGGGCUCAGUACCUCAAUGUCUAUCACACAGACAAGGCACUGACCUACAGACUCUCUCGCAAGGGAGUCACCAACUCUGCAGAGGCAGAUGCUGUCAUCCUCACAGGGCAAGAUUCUUGGUUCCAGGGGAUGUACAAUACGUACUUCAAGGCAUAUGAGGAACGCUACACUGGUGCUGCCUGAUAUGAAGCAUGAGUGCAG
Messenger RNA from Cantharellus anzutake, 776 nucleotides. RefSeq lists its product as uncharacterized. NCBI's taxonomy places the organism in Eukaryota, Fungi, Basidiomycota, Agaricomycetes, Cantharellales, Hydnaceae. Bases 84 to 758 code for a protein of 224 amino acids. The transcript is spliced from 3 exons. The record is from RefSeq and is a predicted model, not a curated record.